GUCCAAUGUCAAUUGCAAAUGUAGUGGGAGAAAAGUGCUUUGCUUUGGCAACUCAACUGAUCAUUGAAUGCGAGUUUUGUAAAGAAAAUAAUAUAAUAGAAACCUGUGGUAAACACAAGUCUGGAAAAUGUGGUCCAAGUGCCUAUGAUAUCAAUUCCAGAGCAGCAUUGGCAAGUCUGCACACAGGUAUAGGAGAGACACACCUAAAUAGCAUUCUUUCGACAAUGAACAUCCCUACAAUCAGUCGGGCAAGUUUCAAGAAACGGGAAAGAGAAGCUGGUUCUGUUAUUGAAGACGUAGCUAAAAAAUCAUGUGAAGAUGUUACCAUUAUAGAAAAAAAUAGUGCUGUUUUGACUGGGGCUGAACCAGAUGAAAAUGAUCUUAUUCCAAUCAGCGUCUCUUACGACAUGGGAUGGCAGAAGCGUGGUAAAGGCUUCAACUCAAAUACUGGUCAAGGUGCUGUUAUGGGGUUAGAUACAGGCAAGGUGAUCGAUUACACCACAAAAACUAAGACCUGCAGAAUCUGUGAACAUGCAGCAAAAAAUCAUGCACAGCCCAGAAUUCAUGAUUGCCGGAAAAACCAUACAGGCUCUUCAAAAUCAAUGGAACCUUUGUCGGCCGUAGAACUCUUUCAGAACGCCACAAACUAUAACAUGAAGUACUCUACAUACACUGGGGAUGAUGAUUCUACAACUGAAUGUUACGUUCAUGAACAAGUUCCAUACGGCAUUGAAAAAUACAGCGAUAUCAUACAUAUAAAGCGUUCUCUUACAACCAGGCUGUACAACCUAAGUAAAAGCAAUAAAUUUGUCAACUGUUCAUCAUUAUCUCAAAAAGUCAUCAACUACCUGGUAAAGUGUUUCUCAAUUUCUGUCAAUCAAGGAAAAGGAGAUUCCAAAUCCAUCCAAACCUCCCUGAAAUCCAUUGUUCCUCAUGCAUUUGGUAACCAUGAUACAUGCAGUGAUGAGUGGUGUGGAUAUAAGCAAGAUCCAAUUGAAUACAGACAUGCCCAUCUACCAUAUGGUAAAGAUCUGCAUGGCGAUUGUCUAUACAACGCCCUAGUCGAAUUGUUCAGCCAGUAUUAUAGUGAUGCAGUUGUUGAAAAACUGGCUCCGGUUGCAAAUUCCCAGCGCAAUGAGUCGUUGAACAGUGUUGUUGGUUCGAAAGCCCCAAAGAUUCGUUUCUAUGGUGGCAGCGAAAGCAACGAUUAUCCAGUAGCUUGUGCAGUGGCCCAAACCAACAUCGGCCAUACUUAUAUCAACCAAACUUUAGAGGCAAUGGGCGUAGAGCCAGGAAGAAUUUGCGUUGACCACAAUCUACAAUUGGAUAAAAAGAAAAAUGAUGAUAAUGUACGAAAGAAAACCAUUGAAUUCAAAAGGCGGAGAAAUCAAUUGCAUUCAAGAAGAUUGUCUCAUAACAAUAAAAAAGAGCAACAAGAGGGUAAAACAUAUGAAAGUAACGUUGGCCUCACACUGGAUAAAACUUCAACUCUACCAUCAACUAGUGAAGCAACCGAAGUAUUCGACCUCUCCAGUGUGUCAGACAAAACUUUUAUAACUUAUGAAAAUACAGUCUCUGAGUUUACACCUAGACCUACAUGCCCCGACAUUGUUUACCAUGACAACAUAUUCUAUAACAUAAUUGUGUUUGAUACAGAAACGAACACUACGGGGAGAGCAGCAGAACUAUGUCAAUUGUCGGCAGUUGAUAAGUCAGAUCAUUGCUCGUUCUCGGAAUAUAUUUUGCCCAAUAAUUGUAUAGACAAAUAUGCUUCAAGAGUCAACAAACUGUCAGUUAGAACUGUGAAUGGGCAACGCACGCUUUUCAAAAAGGCAGAACAACUAGCAACACUUACCUCGUCAGAAGCUAUCUCCCGUUUUAGUUUAUUCCUUGAAUCCUCAAUCGAUUAUUGCAAGACUUUAACGGAUAAAGACGUUUGUACCAUUCUUGUCGGUCAUAACGCGAAACGAUUUGAUAAUAUACCGGUCAUACUUCGCAACAGUACGAGUUCAUUCCAUGAGAAAAUGCAGUCAUUGGGAGUUUUAUUCGGCGAAAGUCUUUCGAUCUUUGAGCAACUAGUGCACAGCAAACAUCCUGCCCUACAGCAAGCUGAUGGUCAGUCCUGCCCAAUAAACCAGACCGCAUUGUACCAGUGUUUGUUUCAAGAAACUUUCGAGGCACACGAUGCGUUUGAAGAUGUCAAGGCCCUUCGAAAGAUGUUAUUUCACUCUAAUUUGCAGCUCUCGGAAGAGUUUAUUGUCAACCAUUGUAAGCCGAUUUCUUGUGAUUAUGCUCUGCAAGAUUUACAGUAUUUAGACAAACGACACGAGAUCUUGAAAUCCAUGGAAUACAAGCUAUACAAUCCAACGGGCGAUGGAAUAAUAACAAAGAGCAUGGCGGAGAAAAUCGCGGGCAGUGGCGUGUGGCAGUGGCAGUGGCAGUGGGCGAUGAUCUUUCAAAGCUGUUCAAAGACUUUGGUAAACCAGGAUUGA
Molecule: messenger RNA, 2492 nt
Organism: Paramuricea clavata
Lineage: Eukaryota; Metazoa; Cnidaria; Anthozoa; Malacalcyonacea; Plexauridae
Source: the annotation of a GenBank genome assembly